AUGAGGAUGAAGAUAAUAAUAGCUGAAGGUAUUGUUUUGCUAUGCUUGCUUACAGGUCCAAGUCGAGCAUUUGGUGAUCUUAUUGCAGCAUCUGGUAUCACGGACGCAAUGCUAGAUAGUUUGAUUGCGCUGAAGGACUUGGAAGGGGUUGAAGGAUUGCCACCUCUUAGUGAAAUAGAAGAGAUUCGUUAUGAAAAGAAUACAAGAAAAUCGUCAAGAGAUGAAAUAGAACGCCAGAAACAGGAGGAAAUUGCCAAAGCAAGAGUGAGACAAGUAGACGAUCAGGGUAGGGCUUAUGGAACAGGAAGAAGAAAAUGCAGUAUAGCCCGUGUUUGGAUUCAACCUGGUGAAGGAAAGUUCAUAGUUAAUGAUAAAGAAUUUGAUGUCUAUUUCCCAAUGCUUGAUCACCGUGCUACUCUUCUUCGGCCUUUCUCAGAGACAAAGACCUUGGGUCUUUGGGAUGUUAAUUGUACUGUUAAAGGUGGUGGUGUCUCAGGUCAAGUUGGGGCAAUUCGGUUGGGUAUCAGCAGGGCAUUGCAAAACUGGGAACCUGACUUACGUCCUGCACUCAGAUCCGUUGGUUUCUUGACGAGAGAUCCACGUGUGGUUGAAAGGAAAAAACCAGGGAAGGCAAAAGCAAGAAAGAGCUUUCAAUGGGUCAAGCGUUGAUCAAUUUAUUGGGGCUUUUUGCAUUUUCAAUGCCCACCCUCUUAUGGAACAUCAGUUUUGUCACCAUUGCAAUAACUUAUUGAGAUCAUUCAACUUGUAUUUUAGCUUGCAAUACGGUUUUAACGUAGAAGUGGUGGAAGAACAGUGAAGAUUUUCUUGAGCCAUGUACUUUUAUGAAGCAAAAAUUCUCUCCUAUUUUUUUCAACGUUCUGUGCGAUAAUGUGUGUAGUCCAAAACUUUGAUGCUGAAUUUCAGUGGUCAUUAUAGCUGUUAACUUUUUAUUUCUGGGCGA
Molecule: messenger RNA, 961 nt
Organism: Pistacia vera
Lineage: Eukaryota; Viridiplantae; Streptophyta; Magnoliopsida; Sapindales; Anacardiaceae
Product: 30S ribosomal protein S9, mitochondrial-like
Exons: 4
Coding region: 1-669 (222 amino acids)
Biological process (GO): translation
Cellular component (GO): cytosolic small ribosomal subunit; ribosome
Molecular function (GO): RNA binding; structural constituent of ribosome
Source: RefSeq, a predicted model, not a curated record